This is a messenger RNA of Manduca sexta (tobacco hornworm), 4778 nucleotides long. It is a transcript of the gene spn-E, whose product is annotated as probable ATP-dependent RNA helicase spindle-E. The record is from RefSeq and is a predicted model, not a curated record. Lineage: Eukaryota; Metazoa; Arthropoda; Insecta; Lepidoptera; Sphingidae. Gene Ontology annotation, molecular function: RNA binding. Gene Ontology annotation, cellular component: intracellular anatomical structure.
CGUGCUAUACGUACAUCCCUAGUCAAAAUUUAUAAACACACCGAAAUCAGAUUCGGGUAAUGUCAAAUAAGCAAAACGUACAUUUUUAUAAAACAAUGCGUUAAUUUUUGGUACGGCGUAUGUUAAGAUACUGAAUAACGCUUGACUCAAUUAUUGCAAGUUCAAUUCAAAUAAACAUGGAUGAACUAAGAUCUUUUUUCAACAAUCCGUGCCCCUCGUCGUCCCAAAUGGUGAAACUCCGCGGGCCUCUCACCGGUGGUUUUCGAAUAACGAAAGACGAUCCUUCAACCGAGCUGAAUCGACGACAGGAGCACCGGCACGCAGUGAUUUCGAGCGGCAAAAAUUAUGUGCAUGAGGUUAAACAGAAAGAAACAGAGUUAUAUUUGAAGAAUGAGAUGAGUCGCAGGGACAGUGGUAGUAUAGCUGGUGGCAUGGAGUCUCUGGAGCAGUUGUCUUCAUGGAACGCCUAGCAAGGUGUUGCUCAGCUGAAUGAAGCUAUGACAGAAGUCUUAAUAAAUACUAGCCAUGAAACAAACACCAAUCUAGCCAUAAAAACACAGCAGCAUAAUUCUGGACCAAUAGGUGCCACAGUGACGGAUGAUAGCUACCAAAACCGCAGACCAUGUAGGAUAGUGGUGACCCAACCCAGGAGGAUUGCAGCUAUGUCCAUUGCUAAGGCGGUUGCACAGGAAAGAGGUUGGGAUGUGGGAGGGCUUGUUGGUUAUCAGGUUGGUCUGGAGAACAACACAUCACAACAUUAUGCAUAAAUUGGUGUUUUACUACAGAAGUUGGUUGCUGCCAAGACAAUGAAUGAAUACACCCACAUAAUUUUGGAUGAAGUACAUGAGCGUGGUCAGGAAAUGGACUUUUUACUGCUUGUUGUUAAGAAAUUACUCUACACUGUAUCACCUGCAGUCAAGGUGGUGCUCAUGUCGGCCACAUUCAAUAGGAAAGCAUUUGCCGAUUACUUCCUGAUACCAACACCAAUGGGCCUGCAGACAUCUUUAUGUAUAAAUAUAGUCAAAAAGAAUCCUAUGUUCACAGUCAAAACUUUUUACCUGAAUCAUUUGAAUAAAUUUGGUUCGGUACUUCAAAAAGCAAUACCAAGGGAUGGAGAGCCAUGUAUUACUCCAGAAAUGCACCACCUGGUCAUUAAAUUAUUAAAUGCAUUUGAACAAAUAGAUAAACAAGAAGAUAACUACACAGAUCGCUCUGAGGCAGAUCUACCUUCUGUGUUAAUAUUCCUGCCCGGUAUUAACGAAAUAGAAGAUUUGUAUGCCAGCCUCACCGAUCUUCAGUUACGCGCGAAGGUGGCGGACGCGGAGUGUGCGCGCUACAAGUGGUGGGUGUUGCCGCUGCACUCCAGCAUCACGGCGGACGAGCAGGUGCGCGUGUUCCAGCGCGCGCCGCCCGGCCAUCGCAAGGUCAUACUCGCCACCAACAUCGCCGAGAGCUCCAUCACCGUGCCAGACAUUAAAUAUGUGAUUGACUUCUGCCUGAUGAAAGUGCUAGUAGCCGACGAUGAUACAAACUUCACGACGCUGCGGCUGUGCUGGGCCGCUAAGACCAACUGCGAGCAGAGAGCGGGGCGCGCGGGCCGAGUGAGGGACGGGCGAGUCUACAGGCUCGUCACUGAUAAGUUCUAUGACAGCCUGCAGCAAGAUUGCGACCCAGAGAUAGUGCGUUGUCCACUCGAACGACUGGUGUUACUAGCCAAGAUGCUGGACAUGGGCCCACCAAGCGACAUCCUAGCACUCGCCAUGGAUCCCCCAGACCUGUCCAAUAUCCACAGAACCAUACUGGUUCUCAAAGAGACGGGAGCUCUGACGAAAACCAUGGAUGACGAAUGGAAUGCCUCAGACGGUGACAUCACGUACCUGGGCCGUAUCAUGGCGAAACUCCCGAUAAAUGUGCAAGCGUCCAAACUAAUUGUACUAGGCUACAUAUACGGGUGCUUCGACGAAACAGUGAUCAUGGCUGCGGCGAUGUCAGUCAAGAACAUAUUCAACACGCCGUUUCGCGAGCGACUCAAUGCAUACAAUUCGAAACUGACGUGGGCAGAUGGUUCUACUAGUGAUUCUAUUGCGUUGCUCAAUGUUUAUAAGGUGUGGAGCCACCUGCGGCAGCAGCAGCAGUUCCGCGCGGCGGGCAGCGAGGCGACGUGGGCGCGGCGCUUCUACGUGCAGGCGCGCGCCCUGCGCGAGCUGCACCUGCUCGUCACCGACCUGCGCGCGCGCCUGUCGCGCGAGGGGCUCCACCCCACCGACACCUCGCCCUGGGCCCGCCACGAGCUGCCGCUCGCGCUCAAGAUAAUUUUAGCAGGCGCGUUCUAUCCACAAUACUUUGUCCAAGUGUCACAAGACGAGUCCCGGGAACGGGACGCGGUGCGCACGCUGAGCGGACAGGAUCCACGGAACUCGGUGUAUUUGACCAACUUCCCGGACAACCAACCCGGUGAAAUAUACGCAACCUCUAUCAAGAAAAUUAUUCGGCAACAGAUAGGCGACGAGCCACUUGUCACCUUUGAUAAUAACAGCAGAAAAGUAUACCUCACAUUUGACAACGGCAGCCACAUGUCAAGAGGUGACCGAGACAAAAGCGGGGACCCCACUAUACCUGGCCAAGUAGCACUACCAGUGUACAAGUGCAUCAAGUUUAGACAACUGCGAUUGGAUGUGAGAAUUCCAUUAUUGCCUCCAGACAAGGCAAAUAUCCUCGCAGAAUCUUUGAGAAUGGAGAAAUUGGAUUUGAAGAUGGAAAAUAUGGUGCCGCGCCUUCCCGAAGUGAAUGACACCCACUUCCCACUCAAAAUAUGUCAUGUCAUCGACGUGAACAAGUUCUGGGCUCGCUACGACGACGAGUCCACCGCCAGCGACUUGCGCGACAUCACGCUCGCGCUCAACUCGCGGUUGCUGCUCGCGCCCACGCACUCCCUCGCCGUCGGGGAGCUGCUCGCCGCGUCUUACACUGACGCCGCGGGCACCACCGUGCACCGCGUGCGACUGCUCAAGAUAUUGCCCAGGGACAUGCUGGAGGUGCUGUACGUGGACUACGGCACGCUGGGGCGCGUGAGCACGAGCAGCGUGCGCGCGGUGCCGGCGGGCGCGCGCGCGCUGCCGCCGCUCGCCAUGCGCUGCCGCCUCGCCGCGCUCGCGCCCGCGCCCGUGCUCAACGACCGCGCCGCCUUCACGCCGCAAGCGCAGCGCGUCUUCAAAGAGAUAUUGACGCGGGGACGCCUGCUCGCCAAGGUAUAUUCUGUGGUGCACGGCGUGGUGUCUAUAGAACUUCUGGCCGAAGGCGGACAACUCAACGUCAACCAAGAACUGAUAAAGAAAGGAUUUGCUGUUUCGUGUGAAGAGAGCUAUGAAUCUAAGUUAAACCACGACCUUCGCGAAACUGCAAACGAAUUGGAUAUGGCACAAAUACGCGCAUACAACAGGGAACAAACUGCAUCAGCAUUCAACGAACUACGAGAGCUGGAGCCGCCUAACGCCAAAGAAUGUAUCGCUGACGUCUCCUUAAAAGGACCUUUCAGUCCCCUGGAAACAUCAGUACACACGUUGAUGUACGCGAGGCGUGAGAAACCAGUUCACAUUGAAUGGAACUCUGUGAAUUCAGUACUGUUGGACACCGACCCGCAGCUUGCAUAUGAGAGAUUGCUGGUGGCCGCAGAAGUGAGUCAGAGUGAGAACAACAGUAAGUUGUUGCUGCGCCACACGACUCUGAUGCCCAACAUACCUGCGCUGCCAGCCAUCAUCUCUCUUCUCUAUUGCCCCUGUGUGGACGCGGAGUUGCGGCGCGACGUGCGGUGCUCGCGGUACGUGAGCGCGCUGUGCGGGCUCGGCUGCGACGAGCGCGCUGCGCUGCGCUUCCCCGAGCACGUGCUGCUUCUUGUCACCGUCGACGCAGACCUCGACGUCGACGACAUCGGGCUCAUCAACCACAUCCGGCACUUGACCGACUAUAUGAUGUAUUGUGCGGACGGACAAGACAUGCCCACGCCCGACGACGACUUCCGACCUCAGAUACCGGCCAUCAUACGCAAGGAUCUCAUGCAGCUGCUGAUGAAGCGGCGGCGGGCGCGCGCGGCGCAGGCGGUGGCGGAGGCGUGGGAGUGGCGCUCCGUGCCCGAGGACGAGCUGCUGGAGAUGUCGGCGCCCGACAUGGCGGCGCAUGCGCUGCUCUACCCGCUGCACGUGCCCAUCGACCUGCGCCCGCUCUCCAGGGAACACCUGCGGGAACUCAAGCAACAGAACGACCAGCUCAAACUGCUCGUCAGCAGGAUCCCCGUGUCGUCGAGUACAGAGAUGGCAUGCACGCUGUGCAACACAAACCCGAUGCCGAUGCACGCCAUGCGCAUACACCUCUACUCCAACGCUCAUCAAGAGAAGGAAGAGGACUUCCUCAUAUUCCAAUCAUAAACAUAUAUUAUUAUUAUUGUUAUCUAUAAACUACGUGAUAGAAAAAAUCUUUAAAAAGUGAGAUUGUUGAUUCCUGUCGUCAAAGUGAUUCAAACGUAAUUUUGGCUUUAUUAGCAUAAGUAAUAUACUUUGUUUUUUUUUACGAUCUGUGAUAGAUCUUUCUCUUUUUUUAUAUUCUUUGUUUGCCUACUUAGUUGAUUGACUGUGUUGUAGCUGAGCCCUAUGACUGAAUAUUACAUUCAUAAUUUAGUUUUUAUGUUUGAAACUUUAAAAAUGUUAUUACUAGGUUAACAUAAGUUCGUAAACCAUUGCCAUGUAAAGAAGUUGUUUCAUUAAUAAAAGUAUUAAUCGACUCUU